AGGCCCCACGCCGCCCGCCGAGGGCCGCGCGGCCGCCGGCCCGCAGGGCCCCGCAGGUGCCGACCUGGAGCGCGAGAGGGAGUUGCACAGACUGCGGCGCGAGCUCCGCAAGGCCGACGAGAAGGUCAACUGGUUCCGGAACCAGGUCAUCGCGCUCCAGCAGCAGGUGUCUUCCAUGGGCACGCCCGUCAUGGGGGCGAGCACGGCGGCGGCCAUGCCAGAGGAGCUGGAGAGGCUCCGCGCGGAGGUGGCGCGCCAUCGCACGGAGUUGGCCGACGAGCGGGCCGAGAAGGAGUCGCUGCGCUCGCAGCUGCGGGAGGCCCAGGACCGUGCCGGCGCCUCCGAGCGCGAGCUGGCCGGGGUCCGCAGGGAGCUGGCCUCCGCGCGCAGCUGGGAGCAGGAGGGCCGCAUGGCCGACCUCGACCGCGAGCUGGCGGCCGUGCGCGCGGAGCUGGCCGCCGCCCGGUGGGCGCGCCGGCCGUGCCCUCGGCGCUGUAUCCGCAGCGGGCCGCCGGGGACGCCGGCAGCCCCCUGCGGCAGAGGGGCGACGGCUCGCCCCAGCCCAGCGGCGGGCUCUCCCCGGAGGUGCCCCGCCCGCCUCGGGCGCGGUGGGCUGGGGACCCGCUGGACCCGUGCGCGAGCCCCGGGGGCCCGAGGCGAGCGCUGGUGGUCGGCUGCGACUACCCGGGCAAGGUGGGCGCGCUGCGGGCGGGCGUUGCGGACGCCCAGCAGUGGGCCCGCUUCUUCAGCAAGCGCUGUGGGCUCCCCGAGCACGGCAUCCGGAUGCUGUCCGACGACCCCUCGCAGUAGACGCAGCAGCCCCGCCCAGACUGCAUCCUGUCUACGCAUGACAACGUGCUGCGGGGGCUCCACUGGCUCACCGCCCAGAGCGCCCCCGGCGACCAGCUGUUCUUCGUCUUCUGCGGGCACGGGGCGCAGCUUCUGUCCGCCGAUGUCGGCGGCGCCGCUACCUCGCCUGGGGCGCACUCGCGGCGGUCCUGCGAGUGCGCGCUGCUGCCCACCGACGCGGUGGACGGCGGCGAGCGACCUCGCGUGGUGGCCGACACGGACGUGCAUCGGGCGCUUCUGGCGCUGCCUCACGGUGUGCACGCCACGCUCGUGUACGACAGCUGUCACGCUGGGCGGCCGCUUGACCGGUCUGGCUGGAACUUCCUCGAGGACUACGUGAGCCGCGGGCGAGUGGAUCAUGACAAGCUGCGGGGGCACCCCGUGUUGCCCCGCUUCCUGGAGCUGCCGCAGUGGCAGCCGCGCCCGCCGCCGGCCGACGGCGGCAGGGAGUCGCAGCUGCGCUGCCAGGCGGCGCAGUGGUCCGCCUGCGCCAACGACCAGUUCUGCGUGGAGCUGCCCGUGGACGAGCGCCCGCGAGGUGUGUUCACCUACAUCCUGAUCAGCGCGCUGCUCAAGGCGGGUCCGCGGGCGCCAGGCCGACAGCUGCUGCGAGAGGCCCGGGAUCUGACCGCACAGCUGAAGGCUCGCUGGAGGCUGCAGCAGGACCCGCAGCUGGUGCACAGCCAGUCCUCCUCGGACGCUCAGCCCUUCCUGAGCUGAUCCCGCCCUCGCGCAGGUGGCGCGCAAGUGCCGAUGCGGAGAUGGCGAGCGGGAGAA
Messenger RNA from Prorocentrum cordatum, 1626 nucleotides. The record is from the annotation of a GenBank genome assembly. NCBI's taxonomy places the organism in Eukaryota, Dinophyceae, Prorocentrales, Prorocentraceae.